AUCGAUGGCUUCCAGACGUGAAUUGGAUUCGUUGAAGAGUCAGCUCAAGGAGGCUAUGAGUGACAAGAAGACGCCGAAGAAGACUGAGUCCUCACAUAAGAGUGCCGAGAAGUCGAGGCCGAGGUCGCGGUCGCGCUCCCGAAGCCGUACCCCCACCCGGAAGACAGACUCGCGUACAGUAACCCCACGCGUGAAGUCCAAUAAGAGUAGUGCCAAGAAGUCGGCCAAAAAACAGACCCCAAAGUCACAGACAAAGACCCCGAAGGCGUCCACUUCGUCGGCCCCGAAGACACCGAAGUCGGCGACGAAACGCAAGUCUGAGGCCAACGACAGCUCAGCCGUCAAGAAGUCGAAGCCGUCGCCCAGAGAGCCGACCAGAACUGCCGGCACCCGUCGGUCGCUACGGUUGGCGCAGUCGCCCCGUUCCGAGACUAAGCACCGGAACGCCGGCCCCCGCAGUGUCUCCUUCGACGCGAACACUUCUCGCGGUUCCCAUUCGGCGGACAAUCAAAGUAAAGGAUGGCUGUCCUACUGUUCUAUCAUGUAAUCCAUGGAUUAGA
Oppiella nova is the source of this 560-nucleotide messenger RNA. Lineage: Eukaryota; Metazoa; Arthropoda; Arachnida; Sarcoptiformes; Oppiidae. The record is from the annotation of a GenBank genome assembly.